Molecule: messenger RNA, 858 nt
Organism: Phacochoerus africanus (Common warthog)
Lineage: Eukaryota; Metazoa; Chordata; Mammalia; Artiodactyla; Suidae
Gene: C12H9orf153
Product: chromosome 12 C9orf153 homolog
Exons: 3
Coding region: 17-778 (253 amino acids)
Source: RefSeq, a predicted model, not a curated record
AACACAAUCCAGCACUAUGCUCCUCAGUGGAGAUAGGGAUCCAAGCAAAGGUGAUGUGGCCGCAGAGCCUCUUACGUGCUCGCUGCCAGAAUUAUACGCCUUUGUUCAGAAUUUCAGCAAGGAGAACACGAAACUGAAUCGCCUGAACGCUCACUCUCUUUCACCCAGCGAAGCGCAGAAAAUAUUCAGCCAAAACCUGAAUGCAUUGGGAGAAACUGAUGUGAGAGAAGAUGAUUCGCAGCCUCUUCUCACGUGCAAGGUGGUGAGAAAGGACGAGAGGCCAGAAUCUAUGACCGAACUCCUUCACCGCAGCUUACUGAGCAGCCCCCUCCAUCCACUGGAGAAACUCAGCAGGUCCCAGCGGAGAAUCUCUCAGCAUGGGAUCCCCCCUCCCAGUCACACGUUUCCUUAUGAGAUUCUCAUCAGUUCCUCCACAGGGAGCCCAGCGGCCGAUGCCAAGAAGAAAGUUCAAGGCAUCAGAAUCUUAUGCAGGCUGGGCAUUCCUGCAGUCUCGCCGGAAAAGUUCGUCUUUGAAGAUAGGAUUCCUAAAUACGUAUUAGUCGAUCCAGAAAAACAAUUCCUGGAUCUAAGAGAUCUGGAAUGGAAAUAUUACAAGGGGAUUGUGAAGUGGAAGCACAUCUUUCCAGAAUCAUUUAUAAACAUAGACUACGACAGUGAGAAGAGAUUUGUAGUGAGCCAGCAGGUGCCUCGUGUUAUUUCUCCCCCUCUGGUUGAUAAGUCUUUGGUCAUUUAUCCUCAGGUUAAUUAUCCAAAAUAGUAACUUCUUAAAUGGAACAUGACGUUUAUUAAAACAUCUUGGAUAGGAGUUCCCGUCGUGGCGCAGUGGUUAACGAAUCC